Benincasa hispida (wax gourd) is the source of this 2244-nucleotide messenger RNA. The record is from RefSeq and is a predicted model, not a curated record. NCBI's taxonomy places the organism in Eukaryota, Viridiplantae, Streptophyta, Magnoliopsida, Cucurbitales, Cucurbitaceae.
ACAAGUAUACGUAUAUGUCAUAGAUUUUGGCUUUUAGCACUUGACUUUUUCUCUAUGGCUCGGUUUCUGCCGGCCAUUUUCUUGAUACUUCAGAUUACAAGAUUAAAAAAAACUAAAAAAAACAGAAAACCAAGCUCUUCUGUCCGCCAUUAAAACAGCUCCCAUGCUCUUUCCUCACCAACCUCCCACCAUAUAUUUUCUUCUUCUCUCCUCCCCCUCAGUCUUUCCCUUCUCCGAUGAAGCUCGGCCGACCGGAGGUCGUUAAUGGAUGUCUUCUUCAACCACCUCAUCCCCAUGAACCUUGGGACUAUGAUCUCCCUUCUUCUUCAACCUCCAUCACUCCUAUCCUCCAUAACCAAGCCUUCAGCUUGCAAUGCAACGAGUUUGCGUACUUGGUCGACCAUGUCAAUGACUUACAAGAAUCCAGCACUGAUGACACAGUGAAUGGCGAUGAAGUUUAUGUAGGAAGUGGAAGACGUAAAGAUGUUGAUGAUCAUGGAUUAACUUUGAUCAGCCUCCUCUUUGAAUGCGGUGUUGUGAUCUCUGUCAACAAUCUCGUGGAGGCACACCGGAUGCUUCUCGAGCUCACUCAAAUGGCGUCACCUUACGGUCAGUCGAGUGCAGAGCGUGUGGUCACAUACUUCGCAGCCGCCAUGGCUAGUAGAGUCGUAAACUCCAUAUUGGGGAUUUGCUCUCCUUUACUCAACUACAAAAGCAUAAACAACUCCUUCCAACUUUUCUACAAUGUUUCACCAUUCAUCAAGUUUGCUCAUUUGGCCUCAAACCAAACCAUACUUGAAGCACUCCCACAAUGUGACCUAAUUCACAUCAUUGACCUUGACAUCAUGCAAGGCUUGCAAUGGCCUCAACUUCUACAAGCUCUUUCCAUGAGGAUGGAUAACAGUCGCUGUCGCCAUGUGAGGAUCACUGCUGUGGGCACUACCAUGGAGCUCCUAUUCGACACAGGGAAGCAACUCUCCGAUGUUGCUCAACAGCUUGGACUAUCUUUCGAGUACAACCCCAUUGCGGCAAAGGUAGGAAAGAUCGAUGUAUCAAUGUUGAAACUCCGACGCGGUGAGACAGUAGUUGUGAAUUGGGUUCGACACUGUCUUUAUGACACUAUCGGAGCUGAUUGGAAAACCAUUGGACUAAUUCAGCAAGCGGGGCCUAAAGUUUUCACAUUUGUGGAGCAAGAUAUGUGCUAUGGAGGAGCAUUUCUAGAUCGUUUUGUUAGCUCUCUACAUUACUACUCUGCCAUUUUUGACUCUCUUGGAGCUUGUCUAAGAAGUGAUGACAGUAAUAGAAAUCAAGUGGAGCACAGCAUUUUGUAUAGGGAGAUCAAUAACAUAUUGGCAAUUGGAGGGUCUUCAAGAAGUGGAGAGGAGAAGUUUAGGGAAUGGAGAAGUGAACUAAGAAAAUGUUUAAUUGAAGUUCCAAUGAGUGCAAACUCCAUGGCUCAAGCUUGGUUGAUGUUGAACAUAAAUUCUAAUAACCAAGGGUUUAGUCUUGUGCAAGGGGAAGGCGGGACACUAAAACUUAGAUGGAAAGAUACAAGUCUCUAUACUGCUUCUUCAUGGACUUGUUCCAAUGGGGCAGUUGCACUAAAUUAGAAAUUUAAUCCCUAAACUUAAGCCAUUAUAUAUCUCAGUUUUAGCUUUGGAUUAUCUUAGGAUUGUGUUUCUAUUUAGUUUUUGUCAAAAUAAAUCAACAAAAUGCUAUUAGUGCAAAUUUGCCCAAUCAUAUUGUGUCGAUUAAGCCAAAAUUUACAUCAAAUGCAUGUCAAUAUAAACAUUGCUCAACUAGUUAAGGCAUACUCUCAACCAAAAAUUAUAUGUUCGAACCACUCAAUGCUUUUUAGCUAAAAAAAAGGUAGGACCGCACAAUACCCAAAGCUCAAAAACUAAAUUUAUAGCUUAACUGAUACUCAGCAUUCCACAAAAGGGCAUAGUUCUUCCCUUUCCUUCAAUUUGAAUAAUGAUUUCAAUAAGUUGAAGUCUUCAAGCAAAUGGUUAUAAUAAGACCUCAUUAUCUCAGGCAGAUGAUAAACAUUCUUCAUCAUUGUGAAGAUGAGAGAGAGAGAGAGUGAGAUUUCAUAUACAAGUGGUAUUUGGCAUAUUACCCAAAUUGCAAUUUCCCUUUUCCUUCAAUUUGAAUUACGAAGCAUAAAUGGGUAAUAAGAUCGCAUUAUCUCAAUAGGGCAAUAAACAUGCAUGCUCAAUUGUGAAGAAGAGAGAGAGAGAGAGC